Molecule: messenger RNA, 1107 nt
Organism: Chanos chanos (milkfish)
Lineage: Eukaryota; Metazoa; Chordata; Actinopteri; Gonorynchiformes; Chanidae
Gene: prlhr2a
Product: prolactin releasing hormone receptor 2a
Exons: 2
Coding region: 1-1107 (368 amino acids)
Biological process (GO): G protein-coupled receptor signaling pathway
Cellular component (GO): plasma membrane; neuron projection
Molecular function (GO): neuropeptide Y receptor activity; neuropeptide binding
Source: RefSeq, a predicted model, not a curated record
AUGGAAGGCAGCGCUAGCGGAUGGCCCGAGGACCCGGCGUCGUAUCUCAGCACCGUCAGCGUCUCUAACGGGAAUUCCACCGUCGGCCAAAUAUUCGAGGUGGCCGUGCAGCAGAACGCCACGUCCAAGCGCAGCCCGCAGUUUGUGGGAGUGGAGCUGCUUCAGUCUUUCAAACCUCUGAUUAUUCCCUGUUACGCUCUGGUGGUGCUUGUCGGGGUCUUCGGCAACUACCUGCUGCUCUAUGUCAUCUGCCACACCCGCAAGAUGCACAACGUCACCAACUUCUUCAUCGGGAACCUGGCCUUCUCCGACAUGUUGAUGUGCGCCACGUGCGUACCCUUCACCCUCGCCUACGCCUUCAACCCCCGAGGCUGGGUGUUCGGACGCUUCAUGUGUUACCUGGUGUUCCUCAUCCAACCCGUCACGGUCUACGUGUCUGUCUUCACUCUGACGGCCAUCGGAGUUGACAGAUACUAUGCCACCGUGCAUCCUCUGAAGAAACGCAUUUCCGUCAUGGCCUGUACCUACCUUCUCUCUGGGAUCUGGCUCCUCUCCUGCGGGCUGGUGGCUCCGGCAGUGGCCCACACCUAUCACGUAGAGUUCAAAGAUGAGGGGUUCAUCAUCUGCGAGGAGUUCUGGAUGGGCCAGGAGAGGGAGAGGUUGGCUUACGCCUACAGCACGCUCUUCAUCACUUACGUCCUACCUCUCUCCGCCCUCUGCAUCUCCUACCUGUGUAUCUCCGUGAAACUGAGGAACUGUGUGGUGCCGGGCCAUCGGACCCAGAGCCAGGCCGACGCCCAGCGGGCCCGUAAGAGAAAGACGUUUCGGUUGGUCACGCUGGUGGUGGCGGCGUUCGGGGUGUGCUGGCUUCCCAUCAGCGUGUUCAACGUGUUGCGGGACAUCGACAUCGACCUGAUCGACAAGCGUUACUUUCUGCUCAUCCAGCUUCUGUGCCACCUCUGCGCCAUGAGCUCGUCCUGCUGCAACCCCUUCCUUUACGCCUGGCUCCACGACCGCUUCCGCGCCGAGCUGCGCAAGAUGUUCACCUGCCACCGUCGGAUCGGCAUCCCCACCAACAACUGCGCCACGGCCAGCGUGGUGCUCUGA